Molecule: messenger RNA, 915 nt
Organism: Girardinichthys multiradiatus
Lineage: Eukaryota; Metazoa; Chordata; Actinopteri; Cyprinodontiformes; Goodeidae
Gene: timm22
Product: translocase of inner mitochondrial membrane 22 homolog (yeast)
Exons: 4
Coding region: 25-624 (199 amino acids)
Biological process (GO): protein insertion into mitochondrial inner membrane
Cellular component (GO): TIM22 mitochondrial import inner membrane insertion complex
Molecular function (GO): transmembrane protein transporter activity
Source: RefSeq, a predicted model, not a curated record
CCUAAAGCAGUGUCAUUGAGAAACAUGGCCGCCACCACGGGAGAAGGUGCUGCCUCAGACUCUAAAGGACCAAUUUCCUCGAUUCCAAGCAUGGACAGUCCAACGAUUCAGUACAGUAUGGUUCUGGAGCAUCUGGUAGGGGAAAAGAGGCCCAUUAAAGAACUGAGCCCAGGAGUUAUGGGGGGUCUGCCUGUGCCUCCGAAAAGCGACGAGCAGAAAAUGUUAGAGAGGGGAAUGGAGAGCUGCGCUUUCAAGUCUGUCCUGGCCUGUGUUGGAGGGUUUGUCCUUGGAGGAGCCUUUGGUGUGUUCACAGCUGGUAUUGAUACUAAUGUCGGCUUUGACCCCAAAGACCCCCUGAGAACCCCAACAGCUCGAGAAGUCCUUAAAGACAUGGGCCAGAGGGGGAUGUCUUACGCCAAGAACUUUGCUAUUGUGGGUGCCAUGUUUUCCUGUACCGAGUGCAUCAUAGAAUCACACAGAGGCAAAUCUGACUGGAAGAAUGCAGUGUACAGUGGCUGUGUAACUGGAGGAGCUAUAGGGUUUCGUGCUGGUCUGAAAGCCGGGGUCCUCGGAUGUGGAGGAUUUGCUGCAUUUUCUGCUGCUAUCGAAUAUUACUUACGAUGAGAGGCCGAGGAGCGGCUUUAUGAACAAGAACUUGUUUUAUCUGUGGACUCACCGUGAGGAACCUUGUGUACAUGGAGGAAAAUGAAUGAACAUUGCCUUCAGUAACUCCGCAGGGACCUAAACAACACUUGCAGGGGAUGUUCCUGUUUCCAUUCGCAGAGAGACUUUGCACCAUAUGUGAUGAAGCCACCUCUUCUCUCACAACCGCUGUUUAGCUACAGAGACGUUAUACGAAUUGACAGGAUGUAAUCAGUGGGGUUAUUUAUAUUAAAGCUGUUUGUUUUAAUCCGG